Misgurnus anguillicaudatus (oriental weatherfish) is the source of this 3202-nucleotide messenger RNA. The record is from RefSeq and is a predicted model, not a curated record. NCBI's taxonomy places the organism in Eukaryota, Metazoa, Chordata, Actinopteri, Cypriniformes, Cobitidae.
AAUUCAAAAGUGAAAGUAAACUUAGACUGGCGGCGGCGACAUUUUAGUACUGCGAUUAGUAAACAAAAACUUCUGUUAAAACAGAUUGUCUUAACAGGCGCGUUUUAAAGAAAUGUACGCGUUGUUCAAGACAGGAUAACUCUUAUUUCGACGUAGGUGAGUGUGGGAAUACGAUGGCAGGUCAGAGUUUAUCUGAUUCAACAUUCAUUUAGUAUUCCAGUGGGUGUUUCCGUCUCCUCGUACUGUCUCUGUCUUGCAUUAAAACAUGAGUCGAGUACAGAUGGACAGAUCAGACCCCAGCUGUGUGUCCUUGAAGAGUGACCGGUCUAUGCAUCAUCCACCUGAGUUACAGGAACACAAAAAACGUGGUUUUGGUCAUGUCCAGAUGGACGGAUCAGACCCCAGCUGUGUGUCCAUGAAGAGUGACUGGUCUAUGGAGCCUUCACCUAAGUUACAGAAACACAAUGAUCUUGACUUUGGUCGAGUCCAGAUGGCCAGAUCAGACCCCAGCUGUGUGUCCAUGAAGAGUGACCGGUCUAUGCAUCAUCCACCCGAGUUACAGGAACACAAUAAACUUGGCUUUGGUCAAGUCCAGAUGAACGGAUCAGACCCCAGCUGUGUGUCCAUGAAGAGCGACCGGUCUAUGCAUCAUCCACCUGAGUUACAGGAACACAAUAAACUUGACUUUGGCCCUGACCCUAAAUGUGCUGAAGUCUUGAACACAUUCAGAUCAAAUCUACAGAAGAAGUUUCAGUGUUUGUAUGAGGGAACAUCAAUGCAGAGAAACCCAACACUACUGAAUGAGAUCUACACAGAGCUCUACAUCACAGAGAGUGAAAGUGGAGAGAUCAGUAAUGAACAUGAAGUGAGACAGAUUGAGACACAAUCCAGAAGAACAACAACAGAGGAGACACCAAUCAAAUGUAAUGACAUCUUUAAACCUUUACCUGAACAAGACAAACACAUCAGAAGUGUGCUGACAAAGGGAGUCGCUGGCAUUGGAAAAACAGUCUCUGUACAGAAGUUCAUUCUGGACUGGGCUGAAGAGAAAGAGAAUCAGGACGUCCACCUCAUAUUUCCACUUCCUUUCAGAGAGAUCAAUUUGAUGAAGGACAAAACACUCAGUCUUUUAGAUCUUCUUCAUCUUUUUUUCCCACAAACAAAAGAAAUGGAAAUCUUCAGUGAUAAAUAUAAAGUGUUGUUCAUCUUUGAUGGUUUGGAUGAGUGUCGUCUGUAUCUGGAUUUUUACAGCAGUGUGAGGUUGUGUGAUGUAAGUGAAUCAACCUCAGUGGACGUGAUGCUGACAAACCUCAUCAAGGGGAAUCUGUUUCCCUCUUCUCUCAUCUGGAUCACCUCCAGACCAGCAGCAGCUGAUCUCAUCCCCUCUGAGUGUGUUGAUCGAGUCACAGAGAUACGAGGCUUCAGUGAUCCACAGAAGGAGGAAUACUUCAGGAAGAGAAUCAGUGAUGAGAGUCUGUCUGAUCAAAUCAUCUCACACCUGAAGUCAUCCAGGAGUCUCUACAUCAUGUGUCACAUCCCAGUCUUCUGCUGGAUUUCAGUCACUGUUCUAGAGAGAAUGAUGAGUGAAGCAGAGAGAAGAGAGAUCCCCAAGACUCUCACUGAAAUGUACACACACUUCCUGAUCAUUCAGACAAACAUCAAACAUCAGAAGGACUAUGAGAGGACUGAUAAAGAUGAAGAGAUGAUCUUUAAACUGGGUAAACUGGCUUUUGAACAGCUUAUGAAAUGCAAUCUGAUCUUCUAUGAUGAAGACCUGAGAGAUUGUGGCAUUGAUGUAUCAGAAGCAUCAGUUUACUCAGGAUUGUGUACUCAGAUCUUCAGAGAGGAGUUUGGUUUGUAUCAGGGGAAAGUUUACUGCUUUGUUCAUCUGAGCAUUCAGGAACAUCUAGCAGCUCUAUAUGUGUUGUAUUCAUUCCUGUUAUAUAAGAGGGCUUUACACAAUGAAUGUUUACCGUCAAAAUAUGCGAAUGAGUUCACAUGUGACACAAUAUCACAUCUGCAUCAGAGAGCUGUGGAUAAAUCUCUAAAGAGUGAGAAUGGACAUCUGGAUCUUUUCCUCAGAUUUCUUCUGGGUCUCUCACUGGAGUCCAAUCAGAAACUUCUGCAGGAUCUUCUGAAACACAAAGAGAAAAUCUCCUGGAGCAAAGAGAAAACUGUUAACUACAUUAAAAGCAGAAUAAGAUUGAAUCCUAAUCCAGAUAAAUCCAUCAAUCUGUUUCACUCUUUAAAUGAACUGGGUGAUCAGUCUCUUGUGAAUGAAGUCCAGAAGUAUAUAAAGUCUGGAAAUCUUUCAAACAAGAAACUCUCCUCUUCUCAGUGGUCAGCAGUGGUUUUCAUUUUGCUGACAUCAAAGCAGUUAGAUGUGUUUAAGUUGAGUAAAUACAUAAACAGAUACUUCAACAAAGAUCACAUGACACCAGAUGAAGUUCUUCAGAAGCUGCUGCCUGUGGUUGAAGCAUCAAGAUCAGCUGUGCUUACUGAUUGUGAACUGUCAGAGAAAAGCUGUUCUGGUCUGACUUCAGUACUAACUUCAAAAUCUUCAUGUCUGAGAGAUCUGAAUCUGUCUCAUAAUAAUCUAAGAGAUUCAGGAGUGAAGCUGAUCUGUGAUGGACUGAAGAAUCCAAACUGUAAACUGGAGACACUGUGGUUGAGGGAUUGUGGUGUCACAGAUGAAGGUUGUGCAGCUUUGGCUUCAGCUCUGAAAUCAAACACACAUCUGAGAGAUCUGGAUCUGUCUGUGAAUAAUCUAAGAGAUUCAGGAGUGAAGCUGCUCUCUGAUGGACUGAAGAAUCCAAACUGUAAACUGGAGAAACUGAAGUUGGAUGAGUGUGGUGUCACAGAUGAAGGUUGUGCAGCUUUGGCUUCAGCUCUGAUAUCAAACUCACAUCUGAGAGAUCUGGAUCUGUCUGUGAAUUAUAAUCUAAGAGAUUCAGGAGUGAAGCGGCUCUGUGAUGGACUGAAGAAUCCAAACUGUAAACUGGAGAAACUGAAGUUGAAUCAGUGUGAUGUCACAGAUGAAGGUUGUGCAGCUUUGGCUUCAGCUCUGAGAUCAAACACACAUCUGAGAGAACUGGAUCUGUUUGGGAAUGAUCUAAGUGAUUCAGGAAAGAAGCUGCUCUCUGAUUUAAAGGAGGAUUCACAUUUUAAACUAGAGACACUGUCGUAAGUAAAUAAUUGUCUU